Molecule: messenger RNA, 521 nt
Organism: Mirounga angustirostris (Northern elephant seal)
Lineage: Eukaryota; Metazoa; Chordata; Mammalia; Carnivora; Phocidae
Gene: FXYD2
Product: FXYD domain containing ion transport regulator 2
Exons: 6
Coding region: 93-287 (64 amino acids)
Biological process (GO): regulation of sodium ion transmembrane transporter activity; monoatomic ion transport
Cellular component (GO): membrane
Molecular function (GO): sodium channel regulator activity
Source: RefSeq, a predicted model, not a curated record
UGGAGGAGGGAGGGCCGCACUUUCCAGCCAGGCCCUUGGCAACCCAUGCUUCACCACUCUCGUCCACUGAGGACUCCCCGGCCGCUCCUGCCAUGGACAGGUGGUACCUGGGCGGCAGCCCCACGGACGAUGUGGACCCAUUCUACUACGACUAUGAGACUGUCCGCAAGGGGGGGCUCAUCUUUGCUGCCCUGGCCUUCGUCGUGGGGCUCAUUAUCAUCCUCAGCAAAAGACUCCGCUGUGGGGGCAAAAAGAAGCACGGGCAAGUCAAUGAUGAUGAUCUGUAAUGACAGAGUCAGCCGUACUGCCUUUGCAGUGGGGCCUUGGGAAGCCUUCCCUGAGCUGCAGACCUUUGUCCCCAGCACUGCCAGGCCCUCGGGCUGAAGGAAGCACCAGGCUCCAGGUGACCCCUGGGUUUUCAUGGCCUCCUCCCAACCCCAGGCUGCCUCAUGUUAAUAAUAAAGCCAGCCUCAGAGACACAGCUCCUUCCCUGGCCUCCCUCCUUCCCUCCCAUACCUGCC